Molecule: messenger RNA, 1681 nt
Organism: Diuraphis noxia (Russian wheat aphid)
Lineage: Eukaryota; Metazoa; Arthropoda; Insecta; Hemiptera; Aphididae
Product: clusterin associated protein 1
Biological process (GO): cilium assembly
Cellular component (GO): microtubule organizing center; intraciliary transport particle B; cilium
Source: RefSeq, a predicted model, not a curated record
AUGUCUUACAGGGAUUUAUUUAUCGAAAACAAUCCUUACAAUAUAUUAUAUAUUAUACCUACUUUUACAGARUUCACUGAAGUCAUGCGAUCAUUAGGAUAUCUUCAACAAAUAUCUAUGGAUAGCUUUCAUAGUCCAAAUUUCAGUUUGGUUUCUGAAAUUUUAUUUUGGCUGGCUCUGCGUUUUGAACCAGACACUAAUCUACCACAAGAAAUUCAUACAUCUGAACAACGAGUUUAUUUCAUUCGCUCGAUUGUUGAAUUUUUUAUUCUUAAAACAAACGUAAAAUUAAAUGUAAAGAAACUGUAUCAAGCAGAUCGAAAUGCAGUAAGUGAGCUAUUGAAAAUAACUGAUUUACUUUAUGAUGCAUUAAAUAAAAAACAAACUUACGAGGAUGAAGGUUUCACCAAAUUGGAAACUAACUUAACUUACAAAGCCAAUGAGCUAAAAACGAUAAGAGAAUUGGCAUCAAAAAUUACUCAAAAAGGUGCUGCUUUAUUUCGUUCUUUAGAAGAAGAAAGCGAACUACGGCCAAUUAGAGACAGUAGAGUUAAUGCUGCAUUGGAUAUUAAUGAAGUUGAACAAAGUGUUAAGACACUAAUCCAGAAAACAAAAAAAGAAACUCAACAUACUAGAGAUUUGUUAAAAAAUAUUUCAGCGUCCGAAGCAAACCUGGAUGCAAAAAUUUCAAAACGACGAGAAGAUUUAAAAAGAAAUUCAAAGAGACUUCAAACAUUGAAACAAGUGAGGCCAGCAUUUUUAGAGGAAUUUGAGGACUUAGAAUUUGAACUUAGAAAUUUAUAUCAAGAAUAUAUUACAAGACAAAGAUGUAUAAGUUACUUAGAGUAUCAACAAGAACAGGUCGCUCAGGCAGAACUAAUACACAUACAACAACAACAAGAAAUGGCAAAAAAAAUUAUUGAAAACAAUAAACAAGACGAUGAUUUAAAACUAUUGGAAGAAGUCAAUAAUGAACAGUAUAACAACCAAUUUUUAGAAAAUACUCCAGAUAUUAGUAUUAAAGGAAGAGUUAGUAGUGCUGCUACAAGUAGAAACCGUGGUAUGUUUAGCCGCUUAUCAGACAGUGAAACAGAUUCUGAUUUAAUGUUGGACGAUGAAGAAGAUUCUAAUAUAAUGGCAUCCGAUGGAGAACUAUCAACUUCCAGAGCUGAAAAACUAGGAAGUAAUCAUAGUGAUAGUGUCGAUAGUGACAACUGAUCAAUGGAUAAUUUAAAAUACAUAUAUUUAUGAGUCAUGUAUUUAACAGAUUAUCCCCAAAACCAAGGUACUAGACAAUUAUAAUUUAUUCAAUGAAUGAAAAGAAUAAUCAUAUUAUAAUAAUUAUUCAUUUUAAACAGUUUAUACUUUACCUUUUACUCAUUUUAAAUACAGGUCAUAUGUGAAUAUUUGAGCAUAAAUUAACACCUAGAUUAGCCGUCUAGGUCUUGAAGACUGCAAGUCAUUGGGUCAUUGGGAUUCCCACCUCCUAUUUUAAACGAGACGGCUGCUUCAAAAAAUAGCUAUUCACACCGCCACUGAGUAUAUGAUAUUUCAGACUAAAAUUAUAUUUAUAAUUGACAGGAAAUAUUUACCAUAUGUAUUUUUACAUGAACACCUAACCUCCUUUAGUAUUAAGUAUUUUUAUUUUCCUGUAAUUUAUUAAAAAAUAUUGUGAAUAAAG